This is a messenger RNA of Mucor mucedo, 1845 nucleotides long. RefSeq lists its product as uncharacterized. Bases 1 to 1845 code for a protein of 614 amino acids. The record is from RefSeq and is a predicted model, not a curated record. Gene Ontology annotation, molecular function: RNA binding. The transcript has 6 exons. Lineage: Eukaryota; Fungi; Mucoromycota; Mucoromycetes; Mucorales; Mucoraceae.
AUGGUCCUAACUUCAUCAUCCUCUUAUCUAAAUAUUGUCAUGUAUUCAGAUGAACAUGGAGAGACCAUUGUUGAAGGAGACGAAGAAGACGUUGUUUAUGAAGAUGAGACUAUUUUCCAAAUAGAUGAUUUAGCCUCUUCUUCAUACGAUCCGUCCCCCUCUCCAGAAAUUAAAGUUCGAUAUUAUGUACCAAACAACAAUACUCCUUGUGGGCUUUCUCAAAGUGUGGUUGUCAAUGAUAAUGAUUAUCUUCGCAGUCAGAAAAUGCGAUCCUUAGACUCUUAUGAACACACAUCUAAUAGCACGUAUAGCCAGUCUGCUCCGUCAUCCUACCAUCCAUACAUCCAUCCAUGUAAUUCUGUAUGUUCUUCAGAAAAAGAUAGCUCAAUGAUCAAUCAUACAGAAAAGACCAGCACUUUCCAGUUACAAUCAACGCUCUCAGACACCCAAAGUGCUUCUACAUCGGUUCCAACAGUUUCUGAUUCUCCUUUGGAGGCAUCCCCAGUCAAUACUAAUAUAGAAUCUAGCAUAUCUACACAACCGUAUCCGUUAGCAACCACCAAAACAGACACAUUAGGAACCCACGUACAGAAUGUGGAUGCAGGUUUAUCAACACCUCGGUAUCGAUCUUGGGUGAUCGACCACCGCAUCCCGUCGGGUGUCCAUGAAAACUCAACUUUAACUUGGAACAAGUUAGCUACACAACAAUACGGAACCAACAGUAAUUUUAUACAUUCGUCUGACUCUACUCGCGAUGAGAGUGCUCAAUAUUGGGAGUAUUUACAUCGCGGAUAUCAAAACUUGGAUAGAUUGCAAAGCAAUCCAUUCAUUUUUGAAAACAUUAUUCGUCGACAUUCUCUCAUCAAGGUGACAGGGAUUGACAAAAAUAGAGUAAACUAUGCAAAGCUCAUUGAUCAUUUUUAUGAUUGCAACAUUGUGUUUGUAAGGUACUUUAGAUCACAAAGACGUGCGUAUAUUGCUUACAAAGAUUAUGAUAACAUGAUGCGAGCUGUCAGAAAAUAUGACAGGACUGACCUAGUAAUGCAAAAGGAAGAAAUAGAAAUAGAAGAUGACAUGUAUAGUAAAUCAGUUAAACCACUCUCCAAACAACUUCAAAGACGAAUUGUAUCUAAAAACGACCUCUGUUAUCCAGAACGUCAUGGCAUCGUGCAAACCCGUAAAUACUAUCGAGAAGCCCAAGAUUUACCCGCGUACGAUUUAACUCAAAGCUACAAAAGUAAAGAAAACAGCAGUGUGCUUGCAAGAUAUCACCCGAAAGCUGUUGCCACUGGCCAGCAUUUAAAACGAGUAAACCUAAAUAAGCAGCAUAUCUAUUUUCUGGACAAAAUAUUUUCUCGAGUGGGUCAUGCUUCUAUUUAUUACAUUAUCAUGCAACCUGCGAGACCGGAAGAUAUUGUAUUAUCUCAGCAAAUUCAGUAUUGGUCGAUCCCCCCAAGCAGGGCAGUCACCCUUAACUUUUUGUUUGCUAACGCAAUCGAGGUUAAUAUUAUAUUUAAUAUCCCAAAAUCUAAAAGAGUUUUCGGCCACGCGAUCAUGAAAAGCGAAUUUAUGGAUAUAAGUUCAAUGAGAGCAAAUGAUUUAUUAGGAACACCAUUUUAUAAGGAUGAUGACUUUGUAGGAUGGGCAGAAAUUAUUAACAGAAAAAAUUGGAAAAAUCUAUGUAGGCUAGAAUGGAAAAACAUUGGGGUAAGAACUGCAAGAUAUGCAAGUCAACUUGUUAAUCCUUGGUUCUAUAAAUAUCCUGUCGACAGAUCAGGCGAUUGUUGUAUUAUUGAACCUACCGUGGGUAAACGACUCCUGGAUGCUCUUUAUGAUAAUAUUUAA